Messenger RNA from Botrytis porri, 699 nucleotides. RefSeq lists its product as uncharacterized. The transcript has 2 exons. The record is from RefSeq and is a predicted model, not a curated record. The coding region runs from base 1 to 699 and encodes 232 amino acids. Lineage: Eukaryota; Fungi; Ascomycota; Leotiomycetes; Helotiales; Sclerotiniaceae.
AUGUCUCAAGAUAUUGAAGCAAAACCAGAGCCUUCAAACGUGGACAAAUAUAUUCCUAGUGCUCCUGCAGACGAAGCGAAUGCCGAUGGAGAGAACUGUACAUUACAAUCAGCUCAGAUAAAAGAUAUGAAAACAAAUCUAGCUGUUCAAUCUCAGUCACACUCCAAAAACGAUCUUGGCAUUGUACGAGCGCUUUUCGUGAACGAAGAUAGCGACGUAAAUAUUUUCGGGAUGUAUUUAACUCCAAUGCAGCUUAAAAAGAGACAAGGUUGGGACGAAUCUCUGUCUAAGAUGGCGGAAAGCAGGUCAUUAAGUCUAAUCAACCUUCCAUUGGACUACGGAGCUCUUGUCAAAAACUGGCAGGCUUCAUAUUCAUACCUGGAGACCCUUGAAAUCUCUCAAGUCCUGUACUGCGAUUCUACGUUUCGAUGGGAACAUGUUCAGAAGAUGGAAGCAGAUAUCAUAAGUCUCAGAACUGGGUUAUCCAAGCAGAAAAUACAAACAUUAUACUGCCAGGAAAAGUUGAUAGCAUCUCAUGGCAAAGUAAUAAAUGGUAUGAAAGAAGAAGCGAACAUCAAGCGCACGGAAGAAAGUAUCAAGCAACAAGAGCUUGUAGCCGCCCACGAGGAAGCUGUUGUCUCGCUGAAUGCGGGCUACGAAGGUCAAAUCGCGCAACUUAAGACAGAUAUCGACGCCUGA